CUGGCUGGCCUUCUUGGAUAAGAUGUAAAAAAAGAAGUAAUAGUCAGUGGCCAGUUCUAAUUAAUUGGUCAGAGUUUUGUUUUUUCGGAAUGAAAUGGGGAAUUCUAUAACUAGUAACCAUGACGGAGAUACAAAACAUCCCACCAAACAUCCAGACGAAAGAGAAGAGAUAAAGCCUGUGCCUGAACCACUAGCUGAACCAGAAGUUGUUCAGAUAGCACAACCAGUGAACGAAUCUUUUUCAAAGCAGGAAGUAAAAUCAGAACUUUCGUCAUAUUUUGAGCAUCAAGUUCAGAUUGCGACUGCUUGUGAACAAAUUCCCGAUCUUGUCUCUAUAGACACAGACCAAGCCCCAGAUACUUUUUCUGCAUCUAAUCAAUCAGUUGCUUGGUUAGGAGAAGAAGUACUGUCAGAGGAUCUUUCAGAUUUAGAUUGUUUCGUCGAGCCCGUGACUCUUUCCGGUGUGGAAGUUAAAUCUGUAUUAAAGUAUCCACGGAAAGAUUCAGUGACUGUUUAUCAGCAAGAUAGCUUUGAUAGUGAUAGCAAGUGUAAAGAGGAAUCGUUAAUUGACGUUGAGGAUUUAAAAGAGGUAGAACAAAAACAAUCGUUUCCUGUCGGAGAACUUCAAAGUUUUGAUUAUUAUCAUCAGCUUAUUGCAGAGGAUUUACGCAUAAUUGAAGUCAUGGAGAAAGUUGAAAAUUUUGCCACAGAACAAUUAAAUCAAGAACAAGGUGUGAACUCUGAGAUCUCCGGUUUGAGUGAGAGUGCUCUGUCUUCCCUGGUCCAACAGAUGACAGCCCCAGACCCUGCUGAGAGAGAUGGAUCUCCUGACAGUCAGAAUGGCUCCAUGCAUGCCAGUACUGGGUCGGAAGGGUUAGAGGAGGCAUUGAGUAGAGAUCUGAAAAUAAAUGGGGAGAAAACCGAUCUAUCCGAAGAUAAAAACAAGAAAAAAGAGGACACUGAUUCCAAAAAAAUUGACAAAAAAAGUAAAAAGAAGGAGGAUAAAACUAUAGGUAAAAAUGAUCAUAUUCUGAGAGCUUUGAACAGCCUACAUACGACAGAAGAAAAAUUAGCUGCCUUGUGUAAAAAGUAUGCUGAUCUCCAUGAGGAACACAGAACUGUAAAUUCUACAGUCAAACAAAUGCAGCGUAAACUUAGUGUGACAACAAGAGAAAAAGAUCAGUUACAAACUGAGCACACAAAAGCAGUAAUGGCUAAAAGUAAACUGGAGGGAUUGUGUAGAGAGUUACAGAAACACAACCAAGUUAUUAGGCAAGAAAGUUUACAAAGAGCCAGAGAAGAAGAUGAAAAGAGAAAAGAAAUAUCAGGGAAAUUCCAGACAACUAUUGGUGAGAUUCAACAACAAAUGCAAGAUCAUCAUGAAAGAAACACAAAGCUACGAGAGGAAAAUACAGAGUUAGCCAGUAAACUUAAAAAGUUUAUAGAACAAUAUGAAACAAGGGAAAAGCAAGUAGAAAAGGUGAUGCAACAUAGAGAACUAGAACAAAAGUUAGCUGAUGCCAGGUUAGCUCAGUCAAAUGCAAUACUAAAGGAAGAACAAGAAAGAUCAAAAAGAGAAAAAGAAGUGCUGUUACUCCAAGCAACAGAAGCACAAAAGAAAUCAGUCCUUUUGGAGGCACAGUUAAACAUGUACAAAGAGAGAUAUGAGGAAUUCCAGUCUACCAUUAAUAAAAGUAACGACAUGUUCCAGAAAUUUAAAACAGAAAUGGAUAAGAUGACAAAGAGAAUAAAGAAGUUAGAGAAAGAUGGGGCAGCAUGGAAAAACAAAUGGGAAAAUGCUAACAAAGCUUUAUUAGAUAUGGUAGAAGAAAAACAAGCCUAUGAUAAAGAGAAACCAAUGUUGAUGGCCAAGAUCAACAAAUUAGAAUCUCUCUGUAGAGCCAUGCAGGCAGAAAGGCUAGGUAGAAAAGUACUGGAGGCAUCAGGAAUGGAUAUGACAAAAUUAGAAACAGAAGCUUCUGGGAAGGCUGCCACAGGGGAGGUUAGUGAAUCAACAUCAACAAAAACACCAGCAGAUGGUGCUGCUGAUGGUGACACACCCCUUCUAGAUGAAGGAACAGUGUGUUCAGAAGAGAACACAUCUCCUUCAAACUGUGAUGAUAAAACACAGGCAUGUUCUGCAGACUCUACAACACAGCAAGGAGAAACAUGUGAUACAUCACCUGGUGAAGAUCCAUCCAAUACAAACCAAGAUAACAGUAACCAAUCAGAUGGUGCCACAGGAAAUCUGAGCCAAUCAAAUGAUGUUUCUGUCCCUGACAGCAGUGGACAAGCAUAGUUUUUAAUGUACUGUUCUCCUUGGACUGUUUGUUUGCAUAUUUUCACUUGGCUUUAAUUUUUGUUUUCUUAAAUGUAAAAAAAGACAUGCUAUUCAUUUUCAGAGCAUAUUAUGUCAGGGAUUUCAUUUUCAAGUAGUCAAACAAUGUUCAAUAGAAGAUGAAGAAGACAUUUUCUAUCGACUUAAACAUUAGAAAUGAUUUUAUGGCAAUUUGCAAUUGUAAUCUUGAAAUGAUUACAUAAAUUUUUAAUCCAUUGCUCUUUUAUAUUUAAUAUAAUUUCUAUACAGACACUUUGCUACUUGCAUUCAUGUAGAGUUAGACUCAUUAUUGUUCUGUAAUUCACCACAGAAUAUUUUACAGUGAAAAUUGUGAAAUUGAUAACAGUCUGUUUAUAAUGGCAGGAUUAAAUUAUUUUUUAGUUUGCUUUAUUUUGACCAUUUCAGAAAUGGAUGUUUUGAUUUAUAUUAAAAAAUAGUUCUGUUGUAUUUUUUGGCGUAAGCAAAUUUCUUUUUGCUAAAUGUUUGCACCAAAAUACAUGUAUUACAAUGGCAUUAUAUUUAGCAAUCCCAGCCUUUCAUUUAGACUCAGUUCAUACAGUUGUAUGUUCACAUUGAACAUUUGCCUGUACAUUUACUUUUUCAAAACCAGAGAAAUAUUGUGAUGUAUUUUGCAACUUGUAAAAGAAAAUACAAAAAAUGAGCAUAAAACAAUAAAAUUGAAUAUAUUA
Mytilus trossulus (common blue mussel) is the source of this 3027-nucleotide messenger RNA. RefSeq names its product alpha-taxilin-like. The coding region runs from base 95 to 2299 and encodes 734 amino acids. The record is from RefSeq and is a predicted model, not a curated record. Gene Ontology annotation, molecular function: syntaxin binding. Lineage: Eukaryota; Metazoa; Mollusca; Bivalvia; Mytilida; Mytilidae. The transcript is spliced from 13 exons.